GAAGCCGUCCGUCGUCCUUGUUUUUUUUCGUUCCUCCGACCACGAACCCCUUUCCCUCUUCCUUUUCUUUCCCAUAGCUAUGGAUUCCUUGUUAGCCAACUAUGCUUCUUCCGACGACGAAGAUAACGUAGAAGAGGAAGACAAGAAAGCCUCCGCUCCUCCCCCCAAACCCUCUCUCUUCUCCUCCUCUCUCCCCUCUCCCAAAGCCCCCUCCUCCUCCUCCUCCUCUUCCCUCUUCUCCUCCCUCCCUCCUCCCAAAUCCUCCAUCUCCCCGGCUCCUCGAAACCCUUCUGCGCCCAAAUCUCGCGGUCUCGGCGGUGAGGACGGUGAGAACGACGAGAUAGGAAGCAAAUCCGCCACCAAGAACGCUCCCUCAGCCGCUCCCUCUUCGAAGGCCCCCUCGUCUUCGAUCUUCUCCUCUCUGCCGCAGCCCAAAACCUCCGCCUCUUCUUCCUUCUUCUCUUCCCUCCCUCCUCCCAAAUCCUCCCAGCAAUCGAAUCUCCCGAAACCCUCGAAUCCUGCUUCCUUGGAUCAAAACCCUAAGAAAGUCGUCCAAGUUACGCUCCCUUCGAACCCCUCCGUGCUUGGAAACGGAAAUCUUGAUGAGGACGAUGAUGAGGAAGAGGAGAAAGAGAGGAAAAGGAGAAAGGAUUCUUCUUCCAUCGCCUCCUCUAAAUCCCUAUCUUCGAUGCUUCCCGCCCCAAAGAACUCUUUCUGGUCAGGCCCCGCUGCAGCUCGGAGAUCCAUAGCGGAAGCCGAUGUCCCGGCGGCGACACCCGAGGGGAUCGGACAGCAGCAGAAAAUGAGCGGUUUGGAGAGUUAUGGGGGUUGUUAUGAUGGUGGUUGGGUUGGUGCGUCUGGGGAAGCCGGGGCAGGGGAGCCGACGAUAAAUUCAGGAUUCACGAAUACCAGUGAAGCUUCUGGUUGGGAUCCCAAUUACGGGAGCGCUGUCGAGUAUGGGAGUAGGGGUGGCGUCGAGUAUGGGAGCGAGGGAGGGAUGGAUUAUGGGAGUUACGGGGGCACCAUGGAUUAUGGGAGUUACGGAUCUGAUGGAUCAGUGGCGAUGGCAACGCCAGAGAUUGCAGGUAUGGGGAAGAUUGCAGGGAAGAGAGGGAGAAAAGAGAUUCCUAUGGAGGUCGUGGAGGUGAAGCAGGAUGAACUGAUGAAGAAUAGACCAAGGGAGGACAAGGCGAAGCUGACUGGGUUAGCCUUUGGACCAUCUUAUCAGCCGGUUUCUUCAGUCAAGGGAAAGCCCACGAAACUUCACAAAAGAAAGCAUCAGAUCGGUUCUUUGUACUUUGACAUGAAGCAGAAGGAGAUGGAGCUUGCAGAGCGGCGUUCUAAGGGUUUGCUUACCAAAGCAGAAACACAGGCCAAAUAUGGUUGGUGAGCAAUACGUAUAUUAGGGCACCUUAUCCCUGAAUGAAGAGCAGUAUGGGAAAAGUAAUUUACUUGUUCUGUUAGUUUGUGAUUUUCAGUCAGCAUGUUUUCAUUUUCACAAAAAUCUUGUUUGAAUCAUGAACGUAAUAUCAUGAGCUUACUUUGUGGACACAAGGAUGUUGUCACACAAUGGCCUUCUGACAUAAUCUUUCUUUGUAGAAAUGUUAUACUUGAGCCCCUUUGCAUUAUUUACUCUGUUGUUUAAUUCAUUUCAUUAAAUGGGAUUAUGGAUAA
Molecule: messenger RNA, 1674 nt
Organism: Phoenix dactylifera (date palm)
Lineage: Eukaryota; Viridiplantae; Streptophyta; Magnoliopsida; Arecales; Arecaceae
Source: RefSeq, a predicted model, not a curated record